UUUCCGUACUCAUUUUGUAAUUGUUGAGUGGAAAAAACUGAUGUUGCAGUUUUCAAGCGAUUAAGAUUUUCAAUUUCAAUUAAAAGCAAGAAAGAUAAGUGUUACUUGUAAAUAUAUUGCUUAAGUAAAAAUAAAAUAAAGUUUUGAAAGUAUAUUUGGUGAUCUAUAAGUGAAAUUAAAAUAAAAAUUUGGUCAAGAAAAAUUUCUCCUUUAAAAAAGUUAAUAUUUCGUAGAACAGUAGUAAAAGUAGUGCAUUAAAAUGGCAGUCAACGUAUAUUCAACAAAUGUAACUUCUGAUAAUCUUUCACGGCAUGAUAUGUUGGCAUGGGUAAAUGAUUGUCUUCAGGCACAAUUUGGUAAAAUUGAGGAACUUUGUACUGGUGCAGCAUAUUGUCAGUUUAUGGAUAUGUUAUUUCCUGGAUCUGUUCCUAUUAAGCGUGUCAAGUUUCGUACAAACUUAGAGCAUGAAUAUAUACAGAACUUCAAGAUAUUGCAAGCGUCAUUUAAAAAGAUGAGCGUUGAUAAGAUUAUUCCCAUUGACAAAUUGACUAAAGGUCGUUUCCAAGAUAAUUUUGAAUUCUUGCAAUGGUUUAAGAAAUUUUUUGAUGCUAACUAUGACGGUAAAGACUAUGACGCAAGCCUUGCCAGAGAGGGUGCUCCUAUGGGCUUUGGAUCUGGUGUUGUAAAAAGUUUACCUGGUGCUGGGAAUUCUACCUCAUACCGAAAGUCCGCAACGACAUCUGUACCCACAUCUACGCGUUCUGCUCCCUCAGCAACAGUAUCACGACCUAUAUCAAAAGUGCAACCUAGAACUGUUGUAGCUGCUCCAUCAACCAAACCAGUCGGUGCUGCAAGUACUACGGGUGCUGUUAAGAAGACUGCUGAACAGUCCUCCUCAAUUACGAAUCAACAAAUUGAAGAAUUGUCCAGUCAAGUAAUGGAUAUGCGUUUAAAUUUGGAAGGUUUAGAAAAGGAAAGGGACUUUUAUUUUUCAAAACUUCGUGAUAUUGAAAUACUCUGCCAAGAAGCUGACGAAGGAGAACCGCAUCCUUUAAUACAAAAGAUUUUAGAUAUUCUAUAUGCAACUGAGGACGGUUUUGCGCCUCCCGAUGAAAUUCAACCCGAGGAUGAGGAAUAUUAAAUUUUCCCAAUUUAGCAAAAACAAAAAAAAAACUGCAUAAACAAUGUUAAAAUUUAACUACUAAAAAAACAACAAAAAACAUUUGCUACGACUUGCUGCAAACAAAGCAGGCUUCUUAUUGAGAGAAUAAUUACAUUAAAACAAUAUUAAAUAAAAAUAGUUUGAAAUUAAAUAUAUAUAUAUAUAAGAAAUACAAUCUAAAAGAAUUGAACAUCCAACCAGUAUUUAUUUCAUAACAGAACCAGUUAGAAAAAUCUCAUAAAA
This is a messenger RNA of Teleopsis dalmanni, 1405 nucleotides long. RefSeq names its product microtubule-associated protein RP/EB family member 1 (gene Eb1). The transcript has 8 exons. Lineage: Eukaryota; Metazoa; Arthropoda; Insecta; Diptera; Diopsidae. Gene Ontology annotation, cellular component: cytoplasmic microtubule; spindle midzone; microtubule organizing center. Bases 260 to 1141 code for a protein of 293 amino acids. Gene Ontology annotation, biological process: spindle assembly; protein localization to microtubule plus-end; regulation of microtubule polymerization or depolymerization. Gene Ontology annotation, molecular function: microtubule plus-end binding. The record is from RefSeq and is a predicted model, not a curated record.